AUGGCGGACAAGUACCCACUUACAGCUGCCUAUAAAAAACUGGUGGAGAAGGGCUUCAUCGAUGACAACAACCUUCCUCAAUAUGUAAGAAAUGUCAGCAAUAAUCUGUCACAAGCGAAACUUCACGAGCUUGAAGAUGUGCUCGGGAAAGAAUUCAAAACGAUUCAUGAACUCAACAAUUCGAAAUUAUUUGAUAUAGACGGUUUCCAGGGAAAUAGAGAGGAGGCAAAAGAUUUCCUACGGGAUGUCGUAGCAUUGGCAGAAAAGGGGGGAAUUCAAGGCGCUGGUGAUGCACUUGCAAAGCUGAGCUCCAUCAACAUAACCGGCAGUGGCGAGGACGAGAGCGAGAAUAAUGGAGAAAACGGCAAAACUGACACCGAAAAUGACCCAAAAAAAGACGACGAGAACGACGACAAGAACGACGACAAGAACGACGACAAGAACGACGACAAGAACGACGACAAGAACGACGACAAGAACGACGACAAGAACGACGACAAGAAAGACGACAAGAAAGACGACAAGAAGGACGACAAGAAAGACGACAAGAAAGACGACAAGAAAGACGACAAGAAGGACGACAAGAAAGACGACAAGAAAGACGAUAAGAAAGACGACAAGAAGGACGACAAGAAGGACGACAAGAAGGACGACAAGAAAGACAACUCUACCGACGACUCAAGCGACGAGUACGGGUCUGAGUAUAUCCCUGGCUCAAGGGGUAGAGGAAGGUCUGCGACGCCCAUGAGUGAUGAUGUUCGAGAACAGUUACAGUCCAACUUGAAGGAGUACUACGACAAAGCUAUUGAGCCUUUGAGGGACUACAUUUCCGGUGACAAGGAGGCCGGCAAAAUACUUCGACUUAUGAAUGACAGUAUCUGCUCUUCUGCAGCGCAACUUCUAAAGUGCAAACCAGCAGAUACCACCAACUUCACUAUUCCCUUCGACGAGUUGAAGAAAACGAUCAGCCAAGAGGUGGUCACGGGACCAGAAGAUUCUCAAUCCGACGAAUAUGCCCAAAAGUUGGGGAAAGCUAAAAUUAAGCUCUACUAUCUUUGUCGGAGCCACAAUAUCCCGCAGAAGUGGUUAAGUGGACUUUUGAUUGAUCCAACGAACGACGGUGUUACUUAUGAAUAUCGGAGUAUCUACAACAAAGAAAACCGGAGUGCAACAGAAUACUGGCCGUACAGAACACUGCAAGGCAAUGGCUUCCUGGUACUUUUUGAAAAGAAAAAGCAUGGUCGGAACGGGGACCAAAGCUCUUUUGGAGUUCAAGUCUUCGACGUCCAAUCUAAAAAGUUCAGGGUCGAAAUGAGAAAGUCGAUUGGUAGCGAAAUCUUGAACGAAUGGCGUAAGCUUAAGAGUAAGUACACAUUUUGGGCGGCAGAUCGCAAACAUAGCAAGGACAAAGACGGAGAGAUAGAAGAGGUCUUCUUUUAUACGAUGACGCAAAAGCAGACUAGUGUUGCCCAUUCGAGUCAGUCGGCUCACGCUGAGGUCUGCGUUAAAUUCGCAAAUUCUAUCUGGCCCCGGAUGAUUCAGAAAUGCGACGUCCAAAAACUUCUUCCCGCCGACGAGGAGCUUGAUAAGAUCCUGGAGGGGCUAGCGAAGAGAGACCAUAUGUUGCUCCCACGGGAAUUUACUCCUAACAAUGUUAUAAUACCCAUGAGGCCAAAAUGGGAUGGCAGGCAGGAAGUCCUUCUGCAAAAGGCUCUCAAUUGGCGUAACACAGCGCCAAUUGAUCCCUCUGUGUCAACCUACUCGAGAGAUUCGGUUCCUCCAGACUUUGAAACGCCCAGACAGACGCGGGAAUCCACCUUUCCCCCAAAUUAUGACGAUGGAUUGAAUCAGUUGCGGAAUGAAUUCGACAAGAAAUUCUCGAAUCUCAAUUCUCGCAUGGACCAUCUAGAAGAACAUGUGGUGACCACGGACUAUCUUGAUAACAUAUUCAAUCAGUUUUCCCGAAAGAUUAGUGAAAAGCUAGAGAGGUUUCAGCCGCGGUCUUGA
Molecule: messenger RNA, 2007 nt
Organism: Aspergillus pseudoviridinutans
Lineage: Eukaryota; Fungi; Ascomycota; Eurotiomycetes; Eurotiales; Aspergillaceae
Exons: 2
Coding region: 1-2007 (668 amino acids)
Source: RefSeq, a predicted model, not a curated record